Messenger RNA from Betta splendens (Siamese fighting fish), 2304 nucleotides. It is a transcript of the gene ebag9, whose product is annotated as estrogen receptor binding site associated antigen 9. Lineage: Eukaryota; Metazoa; Chordata; Actinopteri; Anabantiformes; Osphronemidae. The transcript is spliced from 7 exons. The coding region runs from base 326 to 967 and encodes 213 amino acids. The record is from RefSeq and is a predicted model, not a curated record. Gene Ontology annotation, cellular component: secretory granule.
UUAUUCCUGUUCCUCCCAGUUCAAAGAUGGCAGCCACGGGACAGAGAUGAGCAACGAAACACAUUUAGGAGUUUUGCCAUGAAACUAAUGCGGAUGUGCAGUUCCUACACGCAUAACCUUGACAUGACAUUAAUAUAAUUCCACGCUGCUAAUGUGUCGUCAUUGGAAGACAAUUGAGUGAUUCAGAAAUACUAUGUUUUCUUUCGGGCUAAGCUAGCAAACGCUGUUAGCGCAUAAAUGAACUUGGCUUCUCUAACGAACCACACAAGAAGAAAGCAGCUGCUUUGCGUAUGGUAUACUGUCAUACCUUAAACUGAAUUUCAUCAUGGCUAUCACCCAGUUCCGUCUCUUCAAGAUUUGCACAUGUCUAGCAACAUUACUUUCUUUCUUCAAGAGGUUGAUAUGCAGGACUGGAAGGGGGCGCAAGCUUAGCGGUGAUCAAAUAACUCUUCCCACAACAGUAGAGUUUUCCUCAUCAGUACCAAAACAGCCAGAGAUUGAAGAAUGGAGCUCCUGGGAUGAAGAUGCUCCAACAAGUAUUAAGAUUGAAGGUGGCAAUGGAAAUGUUUCCCCUUCACCAAACGACUUAGAUGAAGAGCCUGACUACUUCAAAGACAUGGCCCCCACCAUCAGAAAAACACAAAAAAUAGUCCUGAAGAAAAGGGAACCUUUAAACUACCUGGUGCCUGAUGGCUCAGCAGGAUUCUCCAGCAGACUGGCAGCCUCUCAGGACAUGAUGACCUUCACCCCACCCUCUGGCGAGUUGGGAGAAAUGGACAAUUGGCAGGAGGACGCAAACGCCUGGGAGGACGAAUCUGAUGCUGCCUGGGAGGCAGAGGAGGUGCUCAGACAACAGAAGAUGGCUGAGAGAGAAAAGCGAUCCAUAGAGCAGCAGAGGAAGAAGAUGGAGAAGGAGGCUCAGAGAAUGAUAAAAAAGGAGCAGAAGAUUGCAGUCAAGCUGUCAUAACAUUUUAGAAAUGCUCACAUCUGAGCCAAAGGGAUGGAAAAAACACUAUAUCAGUUGAUUUGUCAUCAAACCGACCUGGAUCAUCACUCUCCACCACAUAUCUGUCAGCAAACACUCUUCAUUCUCCGCACAGUUUUCAGUAGCAGCCAGCAGAGUCUGUUUUCCAUUUUCAAAAGUGACGAACGCAAAGUUCUUAACGGCAGAUAACACACCUAGCGAACCUGUUUCUCAUGUCAAGGUCAUCUCUUUGUCCGCAGCACGGUUGUGCUACACAAUCUAGUUCACCUCUGGUUAAAGGUUGAAACGCAGCACUGGACAGCACCGUUUAGAGUCUGAUUAGCCGAGUGUAAAUAGACCUGCGCUACCCUUUGAAACCGAGAUGGGGAGCACAGCUUCUUUUCUUUGUCUUAUUUAUAACCCCAGGAGGACAAAGGAGUGCAAUUAAUUUUAAACAUCACUGUUUAUCAGUGACAUCCAUUGGUUUUUCAUGUUUUUAUAUUUAUGUCUAUCACCAUUUUUUUUCACCCCAAUGAAUUUUGCUUAAUGUUUCAAGUAAUUUCCAUGUGCUGUGCGACCUUUGUUACACUGGAUACCUAUUAAAAUUAAGAUUGAUUUUGAAAAUGAGUUGGAUAAAUGACCAUAGAUGAGAAUUUAGCCCAGCUAUAGGUGUUGGCUGUGGGUUCCUAUGGUAACCCUGGGGCUGCUGCGCUGCCAUUUUAGUUGGUCAGCUGUUGAAGAAUAUUCAGUGAUUUCUUUUGUUUUGGAGGGGACAAGGAACGCUACUUUGCCCAUAACGAGUUAACCAGAUUGCAUAGACUCACAUCCAGCCAGUAAGAAAAAGGAAUGACUUCUUUUGUCAACAGUGUAAAGGAGUCAGACGUCUGUCAUGAAUGGUACGGCAGGCAGGGUGAUCUCAUGCUCAAGCGAGCUAAUAUCUGUUAUUAUCAGAGGUUUUUAUUCUAUUAAAACUUUGAUAAUCCAAGUGACUGAUUAGUGCAUGAUCAAACUUAAAAGUUUAAUUGAAAGCAGGUGUUUGCUUUUAAGGGAAUUCAGCAAACUGUGUGAUAAGUGUGUUCUUAUUUCUGUUGAGAGGAGCUGCAUGCUGUUGUCUUGUCAUUUUCCACUUUAAGUAUUUUAAAUAUAAUUCACAGAGACGCUAUUAUUUUUCAUAUUUGUUUCCCCACAUUGGAAAAUACACCUUCACAUUGUAAGAUCUGUCACGGUUGCCCGUAGACACGUUGUACGAAGUACAACGAAGCAAUGAGCCCAGACAGACUGUAGACCUGUACCUGCUGUAUUGGCCCUACACAGGUUUUUAAUAAAAUUGAUUUCAAGGA